AUGGAUCUUGAACGGUCGGCGCUGCAUGAAUUCAUCAUUCAGCCUGUCUCGCGCGACAUGAUCGCUCAUCUGGCCCAGCAAGCAUCGCAGGUCAUCCGCUGCGAACCGCAUGUGACGGCCCAUCACGCGCAUGGCCAGCCCACGCCUCCCAGCACUCCCCCCCUGGAUGAUGACCUGCCUCCAUUACCAUCCGUAGAGGUCUUCAUCGCAUCGCUGGUCGCCCGCUCGCAGGUGCAGGUGCCGACGCUGAUGACCUCGCUGGUGUACCUGGCGCGCCUGCGUGCUCGUCUGCCUCCGGUGGCCAAGGGCAUGCGCUGCACGGUGCACCGCAUCUUCCUGGCCUCGCUCAUCCUGGCAGCCAAGAACCUCAAUGACUCCAGUCCCAAGAACAAGCACUGGGCCCGCUACACCACUGUCCGCGGCUACGAGGGCUUCGGAUUCUCGCUGCCCGAAGUCAACCUGAUGGAGCGUCAGCUGCUCUUCCUGCUCGACUGGGAAAUCCGGGUCGAAGAGGCUGACCUUCUGAACCACCUGGAGCCCUUCCUGGCUCCCAUUCGUCGGCGUCAACAGCUGCAGGAGCAGCGACAGCGAGAGGCCCAGCGAGAAGCCCAGCUGCGCCAGCCUCGCGACUGGCGUCGCUUCCAUGCCUCAGCCGACAUUCUGGCUGCCCGACUCCGCCGUCAGAAACUCGAGGCCCGCCGGGUGGCCGCCGAGUCACCGUCGCGCCGUCGUCUGCCCCCCAGCCCAGCAUCGUCUGCUUCGCUCUCUUCCAUGUCCUCUGUCAGCUCGCACUGCGCCUCCCCAGCCUCCCUAGCGGAGUCGGAGCGGUACCGCCCGUACCCGCCACGCCGGCGUCCAUCGGCGCGCAGCCAGGCCUCGGUGUCCUCGGUGUCUUCCCCACCGUCCGUGCGGGAUGUUCCUGGCCUUUCUCGCGCCGAAACCCUCCCAUCGCUGAGCUCCUGCGCGUCCAGUUUGGCUCCAAGCUCCCGGGGUGCCACCCCCGCCAGCCUGCGCACCUCCAGCUCAAUCACCAGCAUGGACGAGGUGCACGUCGUGGAUGCUGCCCGCAGCCCAUCGCUGAGCAGCAGCUAUGUUCCGCUCCUCGACUCUAAGGCUGAGGACCUUUCACAACCGAGCAAGAAGCUGCGACACGCCCCGAGCCAUGGCCAUGGGCAGAGCCACCCUGGCUUCGUGGCACGGUUUCUGGCCUCCGCGACGGGGUCGUACAUGGGGGGACGGCGUCAUUGA
This is a messenger RNA of Aspergillus sclerotioniger CBS 115572, 1248 nucleotides long. Its product is annotated as cyclin family protein. Gene Ontology annotation, molecular function: cyclin-dependent protein serine/threonine kinase regulator activity; protein kinase binding. The coding region runs from base 1 to 1248 and encodes 415 amino acids. Gene Ontology annotation, biological process: regulation of cyclin-dependent protein serine/threonine kinase activity. The transcript has a single exon. The record is from RefSeq and is a predicted model, not a curated record. NCBI's taxonomy places the organism in Eukaryota, Fungi, Ascomycota, Eurotiomycetes, Eurotiales, Aspergillaceae. Gene Ontology annotation, cellular component: nucleus; cyclin-dependent protein kinase holoenzyme complex.